Messenger RNA from Penaeus vannamei (Pacific white shrimp), 994 nucleotides. Lineage: Eukaryota; Metazoa; Arthropoda; Malacostraca; Decapoda; Penaeidae. The record is from RefSeq and is a predicted model, not a curated record.
AUGAAGGGACACGGAGGCUACGGAGGCUCCCACUACGACCAGGGAGGCUACAAGGGCCACCAGGGAUACCAUGCUGACAAGGGCCACAAGGGCAGCCACUACGGCGACCACAGCAAGGCGCACUACAGGUUACCAUGGCGACCAUGGCAAGCACUACAAGGGCCACGACGACAAGCACAAGUACUACGGCGACGCCCACAGCGGCAAGAAGGGAAGGGUCACUACGGCUCCAAGGGUCACCACGACAAAGGUCACAAGGACAAGGGCUUCAAGAACGUGUACCACAAGGAGGAGUACGGCCACACCAAGAAGUUCUACGACGACAGCGACAAAAAGAAGUACCACAGCAACUACGACGACCUCGAUACCUACUUCAAGGCACACAAGGGCAGCGACUACAAGGGAGGCCACUACAAGGGCGGACACCAUCACGAUGCCCAUGGCCACAAGGGGCACCACGAAAAGGGCAAAUACCACGACGACCAUACGGGCCACGAUGGCCACUACGGAGACAAGGGCCACUAUGGCCACAAGAGUUCCUAUGGCGACCACGGUGGACACAAAGCCCAUUAUGGUCACGAUGAUCAUAAAGGGUAUGGCCAUGGUGGACACGGAGGCGGAUAUGGACAUGGUGGCCAUGGAGGCCAUGGCGGUGGACAUGGUAGUGGAUAUGGCCAUGGCGGUGAACAUGGUAGUGGAUAUGGCCAUGGCGGUGGAUAUGGUCAUGGUGGCCAUGGUGGUGGCGGAUAUGGCCAUGGUGGCCAUGGAGAUGGUUAUGGUCAUGGUGGACACGGAGGCUACGGCGCCCACUCCACCGUCCAGGUCGUCCACCAGGCGGCGCCCAAGAGCUUCGAGUCCUUCGGCAACUUCGCCUUUGCAGGACACUGAGGCCCUGACGGUGAGUCCGACCCCGGUGCGUCGCCCUCUGCCCUGUGCCGGGCGCGCUGGCUCCUGGAUCCCGUCGCUGAGAUCUGCCCUGUAUAUAAACAUAGGU